CAUCGUCUUCGUUUGGUUACUUGGACCUGACAACCAGUUUCUUGUGGAGCCAAAUGCCAAUGGCCAUUUAACAUGGGGUUCGGUUCGGUUACGAAAGGCCCAUUCUACGAGUCUUUGAGUUUGGUGUUUCUUAUAUAAAUGCUCGACACUUUCUUCCAUAUCUAUCGGAGUCAUAAAGUCUCCAGAAGCUUCCCCAGUCAACACAGAUCUUCACUUCCCCUUUUGUUUUCCGUCCAUCAAUUUUGACCCACCCUUCUUCAAUUUACAUUCAUCAAAUCAGUGGGAUUGAAGAUGGAGGGAGGUGGUGUGGUGUCAUCUGAGAAGCAGAAUGCAGAAUCAGCUGCCGCCUCGUCUUAUACUUAUUGGGUGAGAGAAGCUAAACAAGAUGCUGCACCACUUCCUGUUCCUCGUAAGCUUACUGCAGAGGAUCUUUCUAAAUCCUCUAAUCAUCUUGGUUCUGCUUGGAAUAAGGCUGGAACAUGGGAGGAGAAGAACCUUAAUAAAUGGGCAACUGAAAGAAUCAAGGAGUUGGUUCUGUCAGUGGGUUCUUUGGAGUUCUCUUCUGGAAAGGCGGAAAUUGAAGAAGUUUCAAGAUGCACAGGAGAUGCUUUUUUGGUGACUGUAAGGAAUAAGAAGCGUGUUGGGUACACAUAUGAAAUAACAUUGAAAGUCAAAGGGGAAUGGCUUAUUGGUGAAGAGAAGAAAACUUUCAAAGGCAAUUUGGAUAUAGCGGAGUUCUCGUUAGGGGAACUGGAUGAUUUGCAGGUGGAAGUGAGGCUGAACGAUGACAAGGAUCUUGUUCAUCUAGAUAAACAACGAAUUCGUCAGGAUAUGAAGAUGUUUGUGAAGCCUCUUCGCGAGAAAUUUCUCGAGUUUGAAGCAGAACUUAAAGAAAGGUAGAAGUAACAUUAUUUAUUAUUAUUAUUAUUGUUCAACUAAAAGCAUUUUCAGUUUCUGUGAUUUCAGAAUAUGCAAACUACUGAUGUUAAAGGGAUUAUAUAACUUUCUGAAAACCUGUAAUGUUGCAAGAACUUCAUGUGCCAAGACAUUUGAAUAUUUGUAGGCUUUUUUGGUUCUCUAA
Molecule: messenger RNA, 1081 nt
Organism: Cynara cardunculus var. scolymus (artichoke)
Lineage: Eukaryota; Viridiplantae; Streptophyta; Magnoliopsida; Asterales; Asteraceae
Exons: 7
Coding region: 292-900 (202 amino acids)
Biological process (GO): positive regulation of ATP-dependent activity; protein folding
Cellular component (GO): cytosol
Molecular function (GO): ATPase activator activity; protein-folding chaperone binding
Source: RefSeq, a predicted model, not a curated record